This is a messenger RNA of Kwoniella shivajii, 1275 nucleotides long. RefSeq lists its product as uncharacterized. Gene Ontology annotation, biological process: mitotic spindle organization. The record is from RefSeq and is a predicted model, not a curated record. The coding region runs from base 1 to 1275 and encodes 424 amino acids. Gene Ontology annotation, cellular component: dynactin complex; cytoplasm. The transcript is spliced from 5 exons. NCBI's taxonomy places the organism in Eukaryota, Fungi, Basidiomycota, Tremellomycetes, Tremellales, Cryptococcaceae.
AUGAGCAAAUAUCAGGGGUUGCCAGAUAUAGAUACAGCUCCCGAUAUAUUCGAAACACCGGACGAACCAGAUACACUCUUACGACCAGCAGAUGAUGGUAUGGAAGAUGAAAGGCCCUCCAAAUCGAAUUCAGAUAACAUAGAUUUGAAUGCUUUACCAAAUAGGAGAAAAGCUGAGAGGGUAUUUGGAAGAGGAACACGAAGGAAGGAUCCAAAAGAUAUAACGUUCAGACCCCGUUUACCUCCUCUAUCCCGACAUGCACUAUCGACAUCAUCAUCUUCUUCGGAUGAUGAUGAAGUGCCUAUACGAGAAUCAGCAAUAGCACGAAUACGUAGACUGAAAGCCGAAUUAGCGGAAGUGGAAGCUGAGAUAGCAUCGUCGUCAUCAUCUUCCACGACUAUUUCAACUCAACCUCCUUUUCCAGCUAAGACAGAAGGAGCGAAGAGGAAGUCCGUUUUACCAUCUAAACAACCGUUCGAUGCAAUUUCUGAACUAUCAAGCUUGAAAGAUCGUCUUGGUAGAUUAGACAUCAAUGGACUCCCCCCUGUGUCUACAGAUCAAGCAGGGAAAGGGAAUAUAGAGUGGAGAGAUAGAUUAGAGAAGUUGAAUAAGUCAUCUUCUUCACCACUGCCGUCAGAUGAGAAAAACCAGGAGGAGCAUGAUGGCUAUAUGAAUGGGGAUGUCAGUUUAGGUGAAAUAGAUAAAAGGCUGGCUAUGAUCGAAAGCGCUUUAGGACCAGUUGGAGAUGGAUUAGAUCAAAAUACCGCACCAUUGCUGUCAACUUUAGCUAAACACUCACAUUUACUUUCCCUUCUUACACAACCACGUCAUAUGGAUGCUAUAUCACGUAGGAUCAAACUUCUUCUAGUAGAUCUAGAUAGAGCUCAAUCAUCAAAACGUAAUGCCCAUCCAGCACAAAGUGAUAAACCGAAUUCAUCGACAAUAUCACUUUCUCAAAAUGAAUAUCAAUCGCUUCAACAGCUCUUCAACCUCUUACCUAGGUUGGACCCUCUUUUACCCAUUUUACAACCAUUGCUGGCGAGGUUGAGGAGUCUAAGUGGUCUACAUGCCGAAGCUAGCGAAGUUGCCGAUUCACUGAGAAAACUUCAGAAUGAAGAUAAAUCGUUAACAGAGGAAAUAAAGGAAUUGCAAGAAGUAACAAAAAAGGUCGAAAAUGGGUUAGAAAGAGCCAUUGGUAGUAUAGGUAGUAACUGGGAAGGAACUGAGUGUCGAUUAAAAGCAUUAGAAGAGAGAUUGAGGGCACUCGAGAACUAG